Nezara viridula (southern green stink bug) is the source of this 510-nucleotide messenger RNA. The record is from the annotation of a GenBank genome assembly. NCBI's taxonomy places the organism in Eukaryota, Metazoa, Arthropoda, Insecta, Hemiptera, Pentatomidae.
AUGAUAAUUAGGCUGGCAAAAUGGUCUCAAGGCCAAGAAAGAGGGCCGUUAUCUUAUCAACAAUUGUUGACUUGCUCCAAAGGACAGAGAAGAAGAACUAUUUGUAGUGCUGGUUUUCUGACAAAGUCCUGGAAAUACAUCAUGGGUAGUGGCUUAACAACUUCUUCCUGCUACCCGAGAUCAACUCAGGCCCGAUGUCGAAUCAAAGAAAGAGGGCUUGGGAAACAGGAAUCGGUGGACUGUCCAGGUGGGGGAAUGGGGAAACUUUAUAGGGCGUCAGCACUCAGCAGAAUAGCGAGUAACGAAUCAGCUAUCAGAAGAGAGAUUUAUGACAACGGUCCAGUAAUAGCUAACAGCUGGGGAGAAGAAUGGGGUGAAGAGGGAUUCUUCAGGAUCAGGCGAGGAAGUAAUGAAUGCGAUAUAGAAGAGUUCAUUCUCUCAUUCUCCCUAGAAAGGAAGGUCCGCCCUCGAAGGAACUCGAAGCUAACACAUCACUCUCUUCACCAAUGA